This is a messenger RNA of Drosophila ficusphila, 897 nucleotides long. RefSeq lists its product as uncharacterized. The transcript has a single exon. Gene Ontology annotation, molecular function: nucleic acid binding. The record is from RefSeq and is a predicted model, not a curated record. NCBI's taxonomy places the organism in Eukaryota, Metazoa, Arthropoda, Insecta, Diptera, Drosophilidae. The coding region runs from base 127 to 837 and encodes 236 amino acids.
UGAAGGUUCGUUUACUUAAAAUUUUUCGGUCUAAACUAUUUAUGAUGCUUAGUAAUCCUUCUAAAAACUGUCCUCUUAACAAAUAAAAUUAUCAACAACUUUCGACAAGUAAAAAAAGAACACGAAAUGGACGAUUCACAUUGUUGUAGAAAAGAGUUUGAGGUGUGCUGGGUUUUUGAGCGUUCUCAAGAAGAAUAUUUACCACCGUUCCGAAAUGAACCCAUUGAUGAUCGACAAGUGAUUGGGAAUGACUCAACAAACGACUUCAAUCACUCAGCUUUUACUAAUCAGGAGCAAACAACUGGGGAAGAACGUAAAAGAAGGAGAAAUCAGGAGCCGACUAACACAUUUUGGGUAUCCGUGAGCGAUUACGAAUUGGAUCGGGCCUACGUUGUCUAUCGGUUCUUUCACGAUAUCGGUAUUAUCGUUGCCAAGAGCUUCACGCAAACGAACCGAAUGUAUCUGAAGUACUUGAGCAUGGUGGACUGCCAAAUAGCUCUGAGUUACGAUGGCCAGAAAAUUGGAUACGGUGGAGAUAUUCGUGUGAAAGUCAAGGCGGAAAAUCCUGCUACCGAAAAUGAUCUAAUUGAAGCUCUGGAGAGUUGUUCUCAUAUCGAUGAGAAAUCCACUGAUAACGAAGCGACAAGUACAAUGACCGCAACCAUCGACGUGAACAAUGUGAAUGAUGUAAACAAUGUUGAGGACAGGAAUGAGGUAACUAUUCAUCAAAUGGAAACGGCCCAAUCUGAAAAAGAGCUACAAGAACAUAUUUUCCAAAAAGUUGGCUUCCUGCAGUGGCUCAAAGAGAAACUAUCCUAUGUGUUCUAUUUUUAUUAGGUUUCCUUUUUUGGUUCCAUCAAAUAUUUCAUGUGUUGAUAAAUAAACUGCUAAAACAUA